This is a messenger RNA of Salvia hispanica, 1872 nucleotides long. The record is from RefSeq and is a predicted model, not a curated record. NCBI's taxonomy places the organism in Eukaryota, Viridiplantae, Streptophyta, Magnoliopsida, Lamiales, Lamiaceae.
AUGGUUUCUUCAUCUUAUUCCGAGUCUACGUCGACGAAUGGUGGAGGGUCUGUUAUUCCAAUUUGCAAGCCUGAGUUGAGGCCUUAUGAAGGUCAAAAAAUUUCUUCCCUUGAGGAAGGAAUUUCCUUUUAUGAAAAGUAUGCUCAGGAGUGUUGUUUUGAUUGUCGAAGAUUUGGAAAUAGGUCUAGUGGUGGUGUUAUUAUUUUUCAGUAUGUUGUUUGCAAUAGACAAAGAUUUCAUACAGUAGAUUCGUUGGAUGUUGAUGUAAGUGUAUCUGAGGAUGGUAAUGUGUCUGAUGAUGAUGAAGUAUCUUCAAAGAAGAGACGUAGACGUGGCACCAAAAGGUGUGGAUGUGGAGCGAGAAUUAGUUUUAAGUUUUUUUCUGAUUUUGGUGAUAAGUAUUACCUUGUGCAUCAAUUCGUUGACAAAGAUCAUAAGCGAUUUAUGAAAGGUAAUCGCAGUUUGAAUGAUGUUCAUCACAAGUUUGUUGAAGAUUGCACCAAAGCUAACAUCGGUCCUACCUCAACUUUCAACUUAUUAAAGGAGUUUUUCGGUGGUUAUGAUGUUGUUGGGUGUACGUUGAAUGAUGUUAGGAAUUGUUCUCGUGAUAUUAAAGAGAAACUGAAAGAAGUGGAUGUUCAAAUGAUCCUAAAUCAGAUGCAAGAGAAGAAGAGAAUUUGUGAAGGCUUUUUUUACAAGUAUCAAUUAUCACCUGAUGAUAAUAAGUUAGUGAGCUUAUUUUGGUCUGAUGCUGAGUCUCGGAAGCAUUACCACAUGUUUGGAGAUGUUGUAGCAUUUGAUACAACAUAUUCAACAAACAGGUAUCGUAUGGUGUUUGGUCCAUUUACCGGGAAAGACAAUCACGGGUGUCCUAUUGCGUUUGGAGCUGGUUUCGUAUCCGGUGAGAAUUGUGAUGCAUUUUCAUGGCUUUUCACUGUAUUUGUUGAAUGCAUGGGUGUUGCUCCAAGAAUCAUAAUCAUUGACCAAGAUUGGGGAAUGAGGCUUGCCAUUGAGAAGGUAUUAUCUGGUACAAGGCAUCGUUUGUGCAUGUGGCAUAUUAUGAGCAAGUUGUUUGAGAAGAUACCUAAAUCUAUUUCUGAUAGAGAAAAGUUUAGUAAGGAGUUUAAGUCUUGUGUUUGGUCAGAGUUGUUAGAUCCGGAUGAGUUUGAUAUAUUAUGGACUAGUAUUGUUGAAAAAUAUGGUGUAGAAGAUCAUAAAUGGUUUAAGGAUAUGUUUGCUAUUAAACAUAUGUGGAUCUCAACCUUCUUUAGAGAUGUUCCUAUGGGUUCUUUAAUGAGAACAUCUUUUUCAGAAUCUGAAAACAGUUUUUUUAAGAGCCACCUUUUCUUCAUCCUCAGAAACAAAGAUGUCAACAAUAUUCCAGAGAAAUAUGUUGGUAACCGUUGGCUUAAAAGUGAAUUACUAAAGGCAGUUCAUGGUCUCACGAGUGAUGAUAGUGCGUCUGACAGAGGUUCUAACAAAGAUGACAAACUAAAGAUUGCUAACAGGUGUCAUGGUCGUUACUUUGGUCUAUAUCAGCGUGCUUUUAGGAAUAAAGAUCAUUUGAUUGCUUUGGAUAAUUUGCUUGCGGGUAUUGGUCCUCAAAUCUUUAAAGAUGACUGUGCUGGAUCGUCGUCUAUUGAUAAAAAUGAUUCAAUCAUGAACAUAUAUGGUAUUGCUGUACCUGAAGAAAUAACUGCACAUGCUCCAGAUGUGGUUAGUACAAAAGGAGGUGCAAGUGACAAGAAAAGCAGGAUUAAGUCAAGCAUAGAGAAAGCAAUUGAAAAAGCAAAUAAACCUCAUAGGCGUUGUGGAAAGUGUCAUAAAGUUACUGAUCAUAAUGCUAGAAGUUGUGGCAGAAAGGAGACAUGA